Messenger RNA from Didymodactylos carnosus, 996 nucleotides. Lineage: Eukaryota; Metazoa; Rotifera; Eurotatoria; Philodinida; Philodinidae. The record is from the annotation of a GenBank genome assembly.
AUGAUUUUGAUUUGCCAGAAAAGACCCUGUUAUCAUAUUCAGGGUUUUUUUUUUGACGUACCUCCUCAAUGGAAAGCCGAGGAUUUUGGAGAAGAACUAAAAAUACAAUAUCCUUCGAUUGUUAAAGCGGGGCGUCUUUAUAUUCGUGGAGGAAGACGUAUUUCAAAGGUUCGUCUCGACUUUUCGUCCAAUCAACAUUUACCUGAAAUACUUAAACGAAAAAAUAUCGUGUUGGAUGACGACAAUACGUCUUAUCGAAUUGAACCGUAUAUUCCUCCGACUAGAGUCCUCAGGUGUUAUGUCUGUCAAGAAUACGGUGGCCAUACAGCUGCGAACUGUUCCAAGAAAGAUAACCCUAUCUGUUUCAAAUGUGGGCAAAGUCAUGAAUAUAAUCCUCGAUGCGAAAGCGCGGUGUGUUGUGCAAAUUGUCAGGAACCACACAUGGCGGGGAAUCCGCAAUGUCGUGUCAAAAUUGAACAGCGACAAAAGUUAUACGACGAGAGGCGUGCAAGAAGUAUAGCAGUAACAGCUCCUCCUAAUGUUUGGACAAAUCGAACGACUGGGGUUGUGCCUGCACUUUCGACUGCUGCUACAACAUCAGCUGUGCAAUCUGAUUCAAUACCACUGUUAGAAAAAAUAAAUGAGCAAAUGACGAAAUGUAUUGAGCAGCAGUUACGUCUUGAAACUAAAAUCGAAAAUAAAUUGUGUGAAUUGGAGAUCAAAAUUGAUCAAAAUUGUAAUGAAGUUCAACGUGAAGUUCGAGAAGUAACGUUUUAUGUCCAUCACGUCUUGUCUCCUUUGGUUCAUGAAAUCGCUGAAUACAUCUAUGACUCAUUGGACAAUUCAAAUGAACAAAAAACAUUUCUUAAUGUUUUGGACAAUUUUGUCGAUUUUAGAAAACAGUUAACAACAUUAUCUACAUUAAUGCCAAAAUCGUCCAAAACGAUUUCAAAUACAAGACGAUCAUCGAUGUUCACGCAACAACGUAUGCAAUGA